This is a messenger RNA of Glycine soja, 2153 nucleotides long. Its product is annotated as 2-hydroxyacyl-CoA lyase-like. Gene Ontology annotation, molecular function: thiamine pyrophosphate binding; magnesium ion binding; catalytic activity. Lineage: Eukaryota; Viridiplantae; Streptophyta; Magnoliopsida; Fabales; Fabaceae. The transcript has 2 exons. The record is from RefSeq and is a predicted model, not a curated record. Gene Ontology annotation, biological process: fatty acid alpha-oxidation. The coding region runs from base 231 to 1931 and encodes 566 amino acids. Gene Ontology annotation, cellular component: peroxisome.
UUAUCACUUAUCUGAGAAUCACUUAUCUGAGUGGGUUCGGUGGAACCAAAGCGUGCUUCCUCUUGCUCCUAUCCUAAGUCCUAAUUCAGCAUCGUGCUGUUCCAAUUCGAAACUCAUAUAUAUAAAUACAGAUCCCAACUCAAAAGCCAAAUCACAAUUCCACAGAACAAUAGUAAGUCCUAUCAGUUUCCACGUAAGUCUCCAAAAUCAGAAACACUCGAAGCUUUUCAAUGGAGAUAGAUGGCAACGUUCUCGCGGCCAAGUCGCUGGUCCGCUUCGGUGUGCAGCACAUGUUCGGCGUGGUGGGGAUUCCGGUGACGUCGCUGGCCAACCGCGCCGUCUCGCUCGGUGUCAGAUUCAUUGCUUUUCACAACGAGCAGUCCGCGGGCUACGCCGCCUCCGCCUACGGCUACCUCACCGGCCGCCCCGGCGUGUUCCUCACCGUCUCCGGCCCCGGCUGCGUCCACGGCCUCGCCGGCCUCUCCAACGCCUCCGUCAACACCUGGCCCACCGUCAUGAUCUCCGGCUCCUGCGACCAAAACGACGUCGGCCGCGGCGAUUUUCAAGAACUCAACCAGAUCGAAGCCACCAAACCCUUCACCAAACUCUCCGUCAAAGCCUCGCAUAUCUCCGAAAUCCCGGCCCGCGUGGCCCAGGUUCUCGAUUGGGCCCAAUCGGCCCGGCCCGGUGGCUGCUACUUAGAUCUCCCCACCGACGUCUUACAUCAAAAAAUCUCCGAGUCCGAAGCAGAGAAACUCUUAUCCGAAGCAGAAAAUAACCGUUCGAUUUCCAAUCCUAAACCCGAACCUCCUCUUUUCAAUUCAAAGAUUGAACAAGCGGUUUCUCUUCUCAGACACGCGGAGAGGCCGUUGAUAGUGUUCGGAAAAGGAGCGGCGUAUGCACGUGCGGAGCACGUGCUUACGAAGCUGGUGAAUUCGACUGGGAUUCCGUUUCUCCCAACUCCGAUGGGUAAAGGAAUUUUACCAGAUAAUCACGAGCUUGCGGCUACUGCAGCAAGGUCACUCGCGAUUGGGAAGUGUGACGUGGCGCUUGUUGUUGGAGCGAGACUCAACUGGCUUCUACACUUCGGUGAGCCACCAAAAUGGUCGAAGGACGUGAAAUUCAUCUUGGUGGAUGUGAGUGAAGAGGAAAUUGAGCUGAGGAAGCCUCAUUUAGGGUUAAUUGGUGAUGCUAAGCACGUGAUUGAGGUUUUGAACAAGGAGAUUAAGGACGAUCCGUUUUGCUUGGGGAGCACGCAUCCCUGGGUGGAGGCGAUUUCGAACAAGGCGAAGGACAAUGUGGCGAAGAUGGAGGUUCAGCUGAAGAAGGACGUUGUGCCGUUUAAUUUCUUGACGCCCAUGAGGAUUAUAAGGGAUGCCAUUGCGGGUUUGGGGAGCCCUGCUCCCAUUGUGGUUUCGGAAGGGGCGAAUACCAUGGAUGUGGGAAGGUCUGUGUUGGUUCAGACUGAGCCCCGGACGAGGUUGGAUGCUGGCACGUGGGGGACCAUGGGGGUUGGUCUUGGUUACUGCAUUGCUGCUGCGGUUGCUGAGCCCGGGCGGCUCGUGGUUGCAGUUGAAGGAGAUUCUGGAUUUGGGUUUAGUGCUAUGGAAGUUGAGACGUUGGUACGGUACCAGCUGCCUGUGGUCGUGAUUGUUUUCAACAAUGGUGGCGUAUAUGGUGGUGACCGUAGACACCCAGAGGAGAUAGAUGGACCUCACAAAGAUGAUCCUGCCCCCACAGAUUUUGUCCCAAAUGCAGGAUACCAUGCUUUGAUAGAAGCUUUUGGUGGAAAGGGCUAUCUUGUUGGGACGCCUGAUGAACUAAAGUCUGCUCUUUCAGAAUCCUUCUCUGCUCGGAAACCAGCCGUAGUAAAUGUUGUGAUUGAUCCCUAUGCUGGUUCAGAGAGUGGGAGGAUGCAACAUAAGAAUUGAUUCCCAUUAGUUGCCUAAUGCUCUAUAACAUCCUUUCACAUCAUUUUCUUUUUGGUUUCAAAUAAUGCAAAUUGUACUCCUAUGGCUUUUUAUGCUUGAAUUAUCUGGUGCAGCAUAGCCAUCACGAAAUAUAUUUUUAACUUCAACAUAGUAAAUUCUCUUUACCAUAAGGGUUUCAGUAUCCUUCUUAUGUGGAUAAAUAGUAAUUUAACAUUUGUACCA